Molecule: messenger RNA, 10396 nt
Organism: Artibeus jamaicensis (Jamaican fruit-eating bat)
Lineage: Eukaryota; Metazoa; Chordata; Mammalia; Chiroptera; Phyllostomidae
Gene: PRMT2IP
Product: chromosome unknown C15orf39 homolog
Exons: 3
Coding region: 261-3260 (999 amino acids)
Source: RefSeq, a predicted model, not a curated record
CCCGCUCCGCCCCCAGCCCUCCCCGACCCGGACUGCAGACAGCGCCCGGCGGCGGCGCGAACAGCAGCGAGGAGGUUGGCUCUAGGCUUGGAACUCACCGCGAGUUCCCGCACAGGGCCCAGCGGGACAAGGACCCACGGCUUUGGCAGCGCUGGAGGAUGCGGCCGCAGCUCCGGGCAGCAGCAGCGGGCCGCCUGAAGCCCUGCAGGUCAGCAGUUGAGUAGCUGGGGCCCCGGAGGGCUUGAAGCCUUUUCACAGAGAUGGCGGAGAAGCGGCCACAAGGCCCCCUGGGGCCCAUGCUGUACGGCAAGCUACCCCGUCUGGAGGCCGACUCUGGACCCCGGCACAGCUUGGCUCCCUCUGCUGCUAACCAGGACCCCUGCAACUACAAGGGUGCCUACUUCUGCCCCAUGGAGGGUGCUGCCAAAGCAGGCUCAGAGCGGUUGGCGUCCUGGACCCGGUACCCUCCUUUGUAUCCUGCCAGCAUGGCAGGACCCCCGCUUCGGGAAGAAAACCUGUUGGCCAACUGUCUGCUCUAUCGCCCGCCAGCAGGAAGCUCUGAGAAGGUGCAGGACUCUGGCCCCGGUGAGCUCCUGCCCUUCAGCCCCCAGGCUCAUUCCUACCCGUGCCCCCCGCUGGCGGCACCCAAACCCGUCUAUCGCAGCCCUCUGUGUUACGGGCUCUCGGCUUGCCUGGGGGACGGGGCAGCGAAGAGGUCAUUGGAUGUUGAUUGGACACUGAUGGCUGGGCCCCUGUUACCCCCGGCCGACGCACCUUGUUCUCUGACCCUGGCUCCUGGCAAGGCUCAGUCCCUGGACGGCACCUUCUUGCGUGGCGUGUCAGUUGAUGGAUCUGGCAAAGACUCCUCAGGGGGCUUCUCCCCGUGCCAGGCAUUCCUGGACAAGUAUCAGACCAUCCACAGCGCGGGCUUCCUGGCUUCCAAGUAUACAGGUCCUUAUUCUGGGGACCCCAAGCAGUCAUUGUCUGAGGGCCCCCCCAGUCCUUGGACCCAGCUGGCCCAACCCUUGGGGCCAGCCUACCAGGACACAGUGCCUUCCCACUACCCACUCCCCCCACCUCCGCAGGCUCUGUCCUGCCCUCCAGUCUGUCACCACCCAGAGAAGCAGAGCAGCUACAGCUCGGUGCCCCCACUACAGCCUCUGGGAGCCCACAAGGGAGCUGGGUACCUGGCCGGUGGGCAGAAUAGCCCCUACCUGAAGCACCAGACAGCCCAGACACCCUGCAUGCCCCCAGUGGGGCUGGACACUUACUCCUAUCCCUCUGUCCCCCUCCCAACACCCUCACCAGGCCUUAAGGUGGAGCCGCCUCUUGCUCCACGGUGCCCACUUGACUUUGCCCCCCAGUCGCUGGGCUUCCCUUAUGCACGGGAUGACCUUGUUCUCUAUGGAGCAUCCCCCGGGCUCAGAGGGACACCACCUUCCCAGAACAGUGUUCAGGCUGUGCCACAGCCCAGUGCUGUCCAGCAAGCGUGCCAGCCCAUGAGUGCCAGUCAGCCGUGCCCAGAGCCUGUGACUGAAGUGCGGGAAACUCAGGAGACCAUGUGGCUGCCAAGCUGCAGGAAAGAACAGCUCCAGCCCCAGCUCAAAGAGCACCCUAGGGCACCCAUUGUCAUUGGAGAUAGUCCAGUUCCCCACACCCCACCAGCACUCCCAUCCUGUGCGCAGGAGCACCGGUCUCUUCUAGAGAGCCAGGGCACGCUGUCCCCUGGCUCUCCGCCCAUGCCCAUUAUCGACAACGUCUUCAGCCUGGCCCCCUACCGUGACUAUUUAGAUGUGCAGACACCCGGGGCCUCAUCUGAGCCUGACCCGGCCCCAGCCCCCAAGGACAGCCACGACCAAGACUCCCGGGAGACGCCGCCUGCCCAGGAGGCCCCUGUGAGGGGGCCUUGCUCACUGAGGGAGGAGGUGGCGCUGGACUUGAGUGUGAAGAAACCCGUGGCACAGGCUCCUCCUGUCAAGGUCCCGGACCCUGCGGUGCACUCCGAGCUUCCCGUAGCCGUGGGUGUGCCGGGCGUGGGGAGCACAGUCUCAGAGCUGCCUGGGUUGCCAGUGACCGCAGAGGCCACCCCAAAGACCAACUUCCACAGCUCUGUGGCCUUCAUGUUUCGAAAAUUCAAGAUCCUCCGGCCGGCACCCCUGCCUGCAGCCGUGGUCCCAUCCAUGCCCACCUCGGGCCCUGCCUCUGACCAGCCUGCACCCACCUCUACAUCUAUGCCCGUUGGACUACAGAUUCUCACCCAGCCCUUGCCUGUGGCCUGCUUUGACCUGGCACUGCCCAGUUCUCCAGCUGUAUCUGUGGCCGCCCCAGCCCCUACCAUGGCUCCAUCACCUGCUCCAGCCCAGGCUCCAACUCCAGCUUCUACCCCUGUCCCAGUGGACUCCCCAGAGCAGUACUUUGCAGGGCUGCACGAGUCCCUGUGUGAUGCCAUCUCGGGCUCAGUGGCCCACUCCCCACCCGAGAAGCUGCGCGAAUGGCUGGAGACGGCUGGGCCGUGGGGCCAGGCAGCGUGGCAGGACGGCCAGGCUGUGCAGGGGCUGCUGGGCAGGCUGCUGUCCCAGCUGCAGCGCUUCGUGUGCACACAGCAGUGCCCCUUCCCCCACGUCGUGCGGGCGGGUGCCAUCUUCGUGCCCAUCCACCUGGUGAAGGAGCGGCUCUUCCCGAGGCUGCCGCCCGCUUCUGUGGACCACGUGCUGCAGGAGCAUCGGGUGGAGCUGCGACCCACCACCCUGUCAGAGGAGCGGGCCCUGCGGGAGCGGGCCCUGCGGGGCUGCACCUCGCGCAUGCUGAAGUUGCUGGCGCUGCGCCAGCUGCCCGACAUAUACCCUGACCUGCUGGGCCUGCAGUGGCGUGACUGUGUCCGCCGCCAGCUGGGUGACUUUGACACAGAGGCUGGAUAUGUGCCGUCCUCAGAACCCACCAUGGCCAGAGAUGAGCCAGAGAGCCUCUCCCUGGCUCAGAAGUCACCCAUCCCCAAGGCCAGGAAGCUGGGGAGGAAGCCGCCAACUCCUGGCCCGGAGAAAGCAGAGGCAGCCGCUGGGGGACGGUCCCACAGUGCCUCGCCUGCCCCUGAUGCCGGCGCCAGCCCGGCCAGCCCCAGACUGAGGGCCCGCUGCCGAAGGCUGCUGGCAACUGCCUGGCUCAAUGGCCUGGCCCUGCCCACUUGGGGCCACAAGACCUCAGGAGCAGCCCUGCCCUCAUCCUGCCCACAUCUGUUGAGCAGCCAGAGCCAUCACCUGUAGCACCGGUGGCUGGUGCUUUUUGGACAGCUGCUGUUUGGUAAUCACUCUCUCUACCCCUCCCUUCCGCUGGCCGGCUGCCCAGGAGAGGAGGGGAUAUGUCCUUGGAGUGCUUCUCACCUGGCCCUCUUCCCCAGGUCCCCGCUCCCCGGCCAGGCCAGGCUGUGAACCCCUGGACUUUUAACUUGAGGGCCUUUUUUAGAAGGACUACUUUCCAUUUCAUCCUUAGAGAAGACAUGUGUGCUUUGGAGUUCCACCAACCAGGGCCCAGAUCCUGGCUCCUUGCUGUGUGAUUGGCAAGUCACUUCCUCCCGAGCCCUUAGUUCCUUGUUUGUAAAGCAACAACAUAGCCUACCUCACAGGGUUGUGUGAGGGUGACUCCUGGCACGCCCGUCAUGGUUCUCUCCCUGCUUCCCCAGGGCAAGGGCCCAGUUCCCAGCCAGGGCCUGGGCUAGGAGGCUGAGGCAGGCAGAGCCUCCGGAAAGUUUUUAUGUAUCACAGGACUUGGUUAUCUUGGAGUGGUACAGUGAAUGCCACACUUUCUAAAGUCAUUCCCCAGGAAAGCCUAGAGUUACAGCCCCAGUGUUUGGGCUUGGGUCCUAAACCCCAGCCUGUAGCUCCCUGAGGGAGUCUGCCACCUCCCCACACCACCCCCAUACCCCACCCCCACCCUCCUACCCCCGCUGCAGGAGUGCAGGGGUAUAGCCUGGGGCUGGCAGCCUUGUUCUGGGCCUGCUGUUCUUACCCCUGGGAGGUCCCAGGCCUGUCCUAAAUUGAUGCCAGUGACUGCCCUGAACUACCAACCUCACCUAGUGCAUUAUCCCAAGACAGUUGUAUGUCUGCUGGAAGCCGAGCAUCUGCUGCGACUAGAAGGGUCAGGCUGAGAGACAGCUCAUUGUUGAAAGGUCUCUGAAGAUGCAGACUGAGGACUUUGUCUCCACAAGCUGGAGCUCUGUCAGCCAGGCCUGCUGUGGGUUACCUCCUUGCGGUGCUAAACUGAGCCGAGUCUGGCAAGCUGGGCACUUGGCCUGGUUAAGUUUGUAACAAGGCUGUGGUCCCGGGAGAUACCGCCUGCCCAGGAGGCCCCUCUGAGGGUGCAUUGCUCACCUAGGGAGGCGGUGGCACUGGACUUGAGUGUGAAGAAACUGUGGCAGAGGCUCCCCCUGUCAAGGUCCCCAGUCCUGUGGUGCACUCCGAGCUCCCUGUAGCCGUGGGUGUGCCGGGCGUGGUGUCCCCCCCACCCCCGCAGAGGCACCCUCGGAGGCAGGCCUUUAAACAUUAAAGCAUAUGGGUUGGUUUGGGAUCUGGGAUUGGCUGUGUGUUGGGGGGUUGUAGAUUUUCGUCUUCACCAGGUGAUUAGCCUUUCGCCGGAUUGCUGCAGCUGUCCCUGCUUCCAGCCCAGAAGGCUCUCCAGCAGGGUUGCCCCAGCUAGCUCUGGCCAUGUGGGCUCUUGUCGCCUACCCACUGGGCAGCCACUUACCUGCUCAAGAAAGCCCCCUGAGACCCUUAUAGGUCCUAGUGGUUGCCGAUCUGUAGCCUGUGGCCUGGUGAGAAGUGCUGGUUUCCAGACCCAAGUGCACAUGCCUCUCGGGACCAAGGAUGUGUCCCCCAAGGUCUAAGUGGAACAGCACUGUUCCUCGCUCCCCAUCCCAGUGGUUUAUCCUGCAGAGGGACAGCCCCUCGCACACUUUAGUGGGGCUCUGUUUCCUGCAAAGGUUUGUUCUCAGGGCUGCUGAGAUGGCUUCCUGGAUGUGCUUUCCAGUCCACUUGCCCCAGGGGCCAGGCCCCUGAGGCUGGUCAGACGUGCCUGGCCUUGACUGUAAUGGGUUUCGCUGAGCUCAGUCACACCAUUCCUCCUGUGCAUAACUACAUUGUGGCUCCUAUAGCCAGAGCCUGGCCUUGCGCUGGACCAGGGUUGGAGUGGCGGCACUUGCUCCUCGUAAUGGACAGGCGGGAGAUAGGCAACCCCAGUGCAGUGUGGUCUCCACAGUGACAACCUGGGGAAAGGGUGCUGAGGAAGCUCUGGAGGGGCCUCUCCUAGUCUGGGGGUAAGAACGUGUCAUGGGUCCCAGAAGCCUCGCUGCCUGAAAUGGGUGUUGAAGACCAGCAGGACGAGGUGGGUGAAAGCUGUUGUGAAGGGCAGUGUGAGUUGAACAGUGCGGAGGCUGCGGAGAGACGUGUUUGGGAAAGGGAGGUACCCUGGUUGGCGCUCAGGGAACCCGGCAGGAGGGGCGGGGCCAGAAGACAGGGUUCCAGUUCCAGCCUAUUGCAGUUCACUCAGCCCUGGAACCUGGAGAACGGGAUGUGGUCCAUGUCUGUGGAAAACUCCAGUGUAGAAAGUUAGAGUUGAAGCUGCUUAGACAGGAUUCGGACAUGGGUGGAAUUGCUCUGAAUCUCCAGGCCAAGGGCAGCCUCACCCACCUCACUGCCAGGGUCAUACUGGCUUUGGCAGUUUGUUAACUUAUUUAUUUUCUCUUUUCCUUCUCUUUUUCCUCCCCCUGCCCCUUUCCUUGCACACCUAUUGUGCCCGUUCCCUGGCAGGCAUACAUUGAGCUGAUGUUACCAUGGUUACCGGGUGGGUUCUGAGCCUCGGCAUCUGUCCACUUGUGUCCUACAGGACCAUGAUGAUGCAGAGUCCGGGUUAGAGUCCUGCAGAGCUGGACGUGUUGGGAGGAGGCAGCUGCUCCCCAUGGCACACCUCUGCCCCGGAAGCCCCAGUCGGAGGGCUCUGCUAAGGGAAGGGCUCUGACAGUGUCCUGGGGGCCCAGCCUAAGGUGGCAGGGCAGGAACAGAGCUGCCCAAGAUUCCUGCCUGAGGGAGGCGGUGCCACAAGCCACUGCUUUCUCACCAAGGCCAUUCCGUUCUUUGGUAAGAGUGCCGAUGUCUAAGAGCCGAGGGCAAGGAAGGUGUGCUGCUGCUGUGCUCCCCACCCCUCACGUGCGUGGGCCCCACUCAGCCUUGGUUGAAUGGGCCUCUCUGGCCCCACGGUUCCCCUAUAAUUGUCCCAGGCUCCUGGGCAGGGCUGCUCCCAGAUGGGACUUCUCAAACAAAAUCACCUGGAAGAUGGUCUUCAGGGCCCAGGCAUCUGAAUUUUUAACGGAACUGCCAAAGUGAUUCUGAGGUGUUCGGGGACCUAUUUUGAGUGACUUGGACCAUCCCUUCUCGGUUACAGAUGGGAAAACAGAAGUCUAGGAGCAUGCUGACGGUCACAUUAAGUCAGGGGCUGUGUUAAGGCCCCAGCCAGUCCUGAGGGUUCUGGGCCAGCUGGGAGGCAGGAAAUGAAACGUCUGCACCAGCUCCACCUCCACCACCCAGCCCAGGCCUGCCCUGCUGGGCUUGUUCUCUGCCUCAGGUGGCCUUGCUCGGCAACCUGUGGGCCUGUUGCCCUGAGCUAACGGGAGGAGGGUGGCGCUCAAGGCUCCAGCUUGAGCGAGGCCCUGCCUCCUGGCAGCCCCCCUUGGCACCCUGGCCCAGUACCAAAGGCUGUGGGGCCCAACCAGCUGGCUCGGCUGCCAGGAGUUAAUCCCGAAGAGCUGAGUGAGACAACAGCUCUGGAGGGAGGAGGAGGGCAGGGCUGUGCCUGGGGUUGAUUACCAACACCCUUGGUAACAUCCAGGUGCUUCCUGCCCUGGCUCAUUCCCACGGGUGUGUCCCUCGGCCCCUCAGGGCCCGGCCCAACUGACCUAACUGAAUGUGUUUCUUCUGACCCCACAGUCCUCUGUAAGAUGGAAGUGGUGCCUCCAGCCCAUGGGGCAGCUCCAGCCCGGUCUGCCGCCCCUGAGGCCCAGCUGAGGAAGCCUGAGGCAAGUGGGUAGGAGGAAAGCUGUGGGGGGAGCUGCAGGCUGUGGGCACUGAGUCUACUGGCUGUUCUUCAGGCAUGUCCCUAGUAGCUCCUCUGGUCCCCAACCCCAGGAGGAGCCCCUGGCCCAACCCUCCGGGGCUCCAGGGCAGGGUGGGCGUAGCACAGCCCCUUUUAUCUCCUCCUGGGCUGGAGCUGGCAGGCAGAUGGGGAGCUCCUUGGGCGCACCGCUGUCUCCGUAGGGACACCAGCCCCCCGACAUUCUAGCCACUGCCCCUGCGAGGCUCCUGUAUCAUUGGAGGUAUACACCUCACCUGACGUGACACCCCCUGUGUUUCUCUGGUCUGCUCAUUGUGCCCCCAGCGCCCCCGCCUCUGUCCUGGAGAGACCCAACUCUCAAGCCCCAGUGUCUUCCUGGGGGCAGUGGGAAGGGGGUGUGCUCCUGGGAAGGGGGUGUUGAGACCCUGAGUCCCUUGGAAGGACCUGAAGAGGCCCCUGGUGGGCCUUAAGAUUCCCAGGCCUGGUAGGGGGUCCCUUGCUUUCUCCAGUAGCCAUGGGAUAGUUAUGUACGGACCCUUUUCUUCUCAGAUGGGGCAGUGGGGCCAAGGCAGGCCCCUCUCCAAGCCCUCACUGUAGCUCCCAGCUCCUCUCCUACUUGAAGUUCAGAGCCUGGGAUUCAAAGUAGGGCUGCUAUUUGUCCUCAGAUCCUACAAACCUCCCUGACCCAACUCUCACCCUGGCAGAGGGCCAGGGCUCUGCCAGUCCUUUGUCUGCUGAACUCGGUCCUUCUUCUUGAGUGUCCUCAAGUGAAGUCUAGGCUCCUAUCCACCGUGAGUGGGCAAGAUACCCUGGAGACUGCUCCUACUCAAGGGGACCUGGGUCCCCCCAAGACCUGGGCCCUGCCUGCCUGUUCAUGAUUCUUGGCACUUCCCCCAUGUGGGAGAGCCAGGGUGGACCUGUCCAACCUUUCCUACCCUUGAGCUUGCCACCUGUAGCCCUCAGAACAUUACCAGGACCCAGCUUACAGAGGCCAGGUCUUCCUUACCCCUGCCUACCACUACCCAGUGUCCUCAAGUCCCGCAGGUGGCAGGGGUCCCCGGCUACUACAGGACUGGUCCUCACUGGAUCUGCCUGGUGCUUCUUCAACACUGACUCCAGCUCACUGGGUGUGGCGGUUCCCUGGCUUCUGGAGCCAAGUCCUUUCCAGCUGUUGCCAUCGUGGAGCCUUCUUCCGCACCUGUGAGUGCUAUUUCACCUGGAGUUAGCUUACCCCUCUCCCUGCCUCAUGGGGACUGCUGGCCCCAUACCCCUGGUCUCCUCCAGCGUUCUCAGGACUGGUGGGGAGCCUUCUCCUGGCUCAGCGGGUGCCACACUCUGUACAACAGGCUUUCUGAGAAGCCCCAGCAGGUAGCCCUGUUCUCUUGUAGCCCUCAGGCCCAUCUGUGAUGGGGGCUCCAACCCUCCAGCUGAGCCCACCCCUGCAAAGGAGGUGCUGAGGCUGCUGUACCUUGCUCACUGGCCUCCCUCCCAGGAUCCCCUCUGGAGCCUGCUGUUGAGAACCUCAGGAAGACAGAGCCCAAUCCCUUUUCCCCUUCUCCUAUGGGGACUUUGUCUGUCAUGGCCCCUGACUGCUGGGGGACCCAUGCCAAGGCCCCGACCCACAGCCCCUUCCUUACUGACUACUGCCCUUUCCACAGGGUGGACCCUUAACUUCCUGGACAGAGGCAUAAUAACCCUCAAAAUGUUCUUCUCAAGCAGAUAGACUGCUUGGCACCAGGCUUUGGCUAGCUGGGCUGAGCUGGGCAGCAGGAGUGUCUCCAAGGCUACCUGGACAGCAGGACUCCCCCACAGUCCUGAGGAACCAAUGCUCACAGCCCCUGCCAUGUUCCUGCUGGGGGUGUCCCACCCCAAGACCCAGCUCCCCUCCCACCAUGGCUGCUGAGAAUCCCCCAUCCUGACUCACCCUAGGGGUUGUAGAGACCACCGCAAGAGACCACAGACAGCUGGAAAGAGUGCCCAAUGUUUCUGCACCCCAUUAUAUGGAGCUAACUUUGGCAGGAGGGAACAUGGACUGUGGGAAGACUGCAGGUCCCCCUUUCCCUGCCCGUGGUGGGCAGGCCCUCAGCUUGAGAGUCUAACCAGAGACGGAACUGCCCUAGUCCAGGCCCAGUUUUCCCUCAAGCAGAGCCCCCUGUAUGUUUGUCUUCCCAGCGGGCCGCAGGCCCAGAGCCCCAGUGAUGUCUGGGUGGCCUGUGUCCCAUCCACUGUGCCCUCUGCCCCCGAAGGGAGUCUGGCUCUACUCCUGGCCUGGAACUUCGUAUGAACCCUGAAAAAGAAGACACCUUUGUCCCACCAAGAAAAGCUCCUGGUGGCUAACUGCACUUAAAUUAAAAAAAACAAAACCCAGAGCCUAUCAGCCAUUGCUACACAGGGGCCUCAAAUAAAGUGCACCUCAGGGAGAGGUCUGCACUGAAAUGCCUGCCUUCACUAUUUCUGCCACCUGAGCCGGCCCUUACGGAGGAAUUCUUAGAGUCCUAUUUCAGCCAGUAGGACUGAGGCUUUCCCCAUCCAAACUGAGCUGGGCAGCAGUGAUCAUUCUGAGUAGCUCCAUUCUGAAUAAUCAGGAAAGUGUUUUUUGGACCAAUCAAACUGUGAGGAUUUGGACUCCUCAUUUGCAUGAGGACACACUAAUCAGGGAUGGGGGCAGGGACUUCUGUCUAUGUAAGCCAGCUUCCCUCUGACUUUGGUAGUGCACGUUUCCUUUCCACCAAAGACUGAAGACUGUUUCCCUGACUGAGUUGGAACACUGAACAUGUCUCCCUGGAGCAGAGCCGAGCAGAUGAGCACAGGCCAGAGCAGAGUGGCACAGAACACAGCAAACACAGGCCAAAGCAGACCAUCGAAGAACAGAGCGGAGCUGUGUAGCCGGACAGGGGCCUGGCUCCAGGGCUGCCUCACAGCUGUGCUGUUUUCACAUUGGUGCUGUAUCACAGUCAAUCUAUUUGCACUGAAUAAAGUUUCAUUCUUCACUGCACCCCAACUUGGAGACCCUCGUUGGUAUUGAAUUGGUGCAAAAACCCAUGAGUUGACAUUGGAGGAUGGGUACCAUGCUAGAGGCCUCAGGUCUGACCUCGGGCUCGAGGGCACACACAAAGAGCAACACAUAGGUUAAUAACUAACUUCUCAACUGAAACAACAGGAACCAUGAGGUCGUACAAUGUGCUAAAAGAAAAUAACUGCAGAUUCAAGUUUAAUAAAUAACAAAAAUACUGUCAGAAAAUAAGGCGAAACAGCCCUGGCUAGUGCAGCUCAGUGGACUGAGCGGUGGCCUGGGAAUGAA